Messenger RNA from Coffea eugenioides, 2092 nucleotides. Its product is annotated as F-box/kelch-repeat protein At1g67480. The record is from RefSeq and is a predicted model, not a curated record. Gene Ontology annotation, molecular function: protein binding. The transcript is spliced from 4 exons. NCBI's taxonomy places the organism in Eukaryota, Viridiplantae, Streptophyta, Magnoliopsida, Gentianales, Rubiaceae. Bases 664 to 1821 code for a protein of 385 amino acids.
CCGUCCCAUGCCUACUACUGCCCACCAGACCACACCUCACCUGUCACAAAUACACAAUCCACCACCCCCAUACAGCAUCUAUUCUUUCGUUUUAUUUUAUUUUUAAAGUAUUACUACUACCAUAUCUCUUCACCUUUCCGUUUCCUCCAUUUCUUGGGAGCUUCCUUAUCCAUUUCCUCUUCUUUUACGCGUACUCCCACCGCCUACUCUCGCAGCUUCCCCCUCAGGCUCACUUCGCUUACAUUUCCAUUUCCCAGAUAAAACAUUAGCCAAAAGCAAAAUGGAAGUUACAGGAGGCUAACUUUAUGCGCUUCUAUGGCCUUGGCAGGUAUCUGGGCAAUGUGUGGGAAGAGUAACAGUUCAGGAAGCAGCAGCUUAGAUAGUACAAUCAAGAAAAAGGACAUUAGUACCCAAAGAGGUGGAAUGGAAUUUGAGUCCGAUUGGACAAAGCAUUGGAAAUCAUCAGCCUUCACUGCUCAAGCCAUCCGUUCAGCAACAUCUUUUAUGCCUUGGUCUUGUAAAAUAUCAAGAAAUGAAGGAUUUCACGAAUAUCUUUAAUCGGUAGCUGAUUUUUCUGUUAAGUUGAUCUUUGUAGUUGAGAGACAUAGAAGGAAUUCAUGAUGCUUCUGUCCACUUCCUGUUUGAGAAUUUCUUAUUCAAAAAAUGCCUAAUUUUGUUAGUGGAAAGAAGAGAGCUACCGAGUUGAACAUGUGUUUCUCCAACGCUCUCGAGCAGGGUACUCCACCUCGCUCAAAAGGGGGUUCCUGCUUAACUCCAAAGUUCGUUGAUGGUAUCCAUAGUCCUGUCUUGCCUGGGCUGCCCGAUGAUGUGGCAAUGUACUGUCUUGCACUUGUUCCUCGAACUAAUUUUCCUGCUAUGGGUGUUGUUUGCAAAAGAUGGAGGUCUUUUAUCCAAAGUAAGGAAUUUAUCAGGGUUAGAAAACUAGCUGGCAUGCUCGAGGAGUGGCUUUAUGUCCUAACUGUUGACUCUCAAGGAAAUGGGAGCCACUGGAAGGUUAUAGACUGUUUGGGACAGAAACAAAAUGAAUUCCCCACAAUGCCUGGUUGUGAGAAAGUUGGUUUUGGCGUGGUAGUUCUCAAUGGAAAGCUUCUCAUAAUUGCUGGUUAUGCCAUGAUUGAUGGAAAUAGAUCGCCCUCUGCUGAUGUUUAUCAGUACGAUUCUUGCCUCAACAGCUGGAGUAAGCUAGCGGACAUGAAUGUUGCGCGCUAUGAUUUUGCUUGUGCUGAGGUAAAUGGCAUGGUCUAUGCAGUUGGCGGCUAUGGGAUGGAUGGUGAAUCUCUCUCAUGUGCUGAAGUGUAUGACCCUGAUGCUGACAAGUGGACUGUAAUUGAGAGUCUUCGCCGACCACGGUGGGGAUGCUUUGCUUGCGGAUUUGAAGGAAAGCUCUAUGUAAUGGGAGGUAGAUCGAGUUUCACAAUUGGAAAUUCAAGGUUUGUUGACGUGUAUAACACUGAGAGGCACACCUGGUGUGAGAUGAAAAAUGGUUGUGUCAUGGUCACCGCUCAUGCUGUGGUGGGGAAGAAACUUUUUUGUAUCGAGUGGAAAAACCAGCGGAAGCUGGCUAUAUUUGACUCAGAGGAUCAUUCAUGGAAGAUGGUGCCAGUUCCAGUAACUGGGAGCUCAAGCAUCCGAUUCCAGUUUGGCAUACUGGAUGGAAAACUUCUUUUAUUUUCACUGCAGGAGGAUCCCGGUUACAUUACCCUUCUGUAUGAUCCAAACGCACCCCCUGGCUCAGAGUGGCAGACCUCAGUGAUAAAGCCAUCCGGUUCGUGCAUGUGCAGUGUCACAAUCAAGGCAUAAAGUGGUCGAUUUCAUCAAAGAUGAUGAUGAUUUCAGUGGCGUUCUUAAAGGGUCUUCCCCCCGGUUUCCGUGUGGGGUUCCGUUGUCCGUUUAAAGAAGCAGUUAUGCAUGAUCUAUUGUAUAGUUUUAGUAAGCUGGUUGAUUUAAGACUAGUGUGAUUAUGUCGUCUUGUAUGAGUAAUUUGCUUGCGAAGCUUUACUGACAUAAAUCUUGAGCAGCAGUUGUUGUUGUAUCUCAAAUGUUAGCGGCGUCUGUGAUGGACUGGGAUGCA